Messenger RNA from Colletotrichum acutatum, 865 nucleotides. RefSeq lists its product as uncharacterized. Lineage: Eukaryota; Fungi; Ascomycota; Sordariomycetes; Glomerellales; Glomerellaceae. The transcript has a single exon. The record is from RefSeq and is a predicted model, not a curated record. Bases 254 to 736 code for a protein of 160 amino acids.
CAAAAUUACGUGCAGUGAACCCAGUGAGCGCAGUGUCAGCCUGACAGCAGGCUGCCCAAUGCUGUCCUGUCCAUGCCAGUCGUGAUCUUCCCUGCAGGCUCUGUCUCUCGUUGUUUGGACUCUCGAAUAGAGCCUAAAUUGGUUGAUCAUGUCUGAGUUCAUCCUUCUGGCCCCUUUGGAAAAGUCCCUGGCCCCCGCGUAGGCUUGUUCAAUGUUCAAUGAUCGGCAAUCGUUGCCUGCCGUGUAGCGGCGCAUGUGCUUACUCUUACUCGACGUGUCUGCCAUUUCGGCCCUGCUCGUCCGCUCUUCUAGGCCUCGCGCCUUCGUUGCAACCAUCGAUAAAAUUACACAAGGCUUUGCAUGCCAUACGGAUACACAUAUCUCCAUUGGAGGCAGUCUAAUGUCAGAUCGAAGCGAAGUAUUCAGCCACAGUUUUCGGCAAUCACAGCGCCCGAAGGUCGUUCUUUGUGCCCCCAGAUCUCGUGCCUGCGCCUCCGAGCCCCGGCUACACCCGGCGGCAGCCAAGUGUUGCGCCCACCGGGAAUUGUCUGCUGUUUGUAUCUGGUUUAGCUUGGUUGAACCCGUAAGAGACCCGCAAAAGGAAGUCGUGAAUCCUGAUAUUGGAGUAAUUGAAGCCAGAAGACUCGACGAAAACGCGAUAUUUUCCAAAGGAUCUGGCUCUGAAAAGAAAGACUAUGGGUUUCACUUUAAGGAUCGGCCAAACUCUGGAAGAUAGGAAGAAACUUCGGUGAGAAAGCGGGACUCCGUAGUCGCAUGUAUCACAAACUUUGCUUGCGAACGGGAGUUUCCUACGGAUGGCAACUAGCGAACAAGUCCCCUGGAAGAAAAUUGAAGUUUUAGGCGC